Molecule: messenger RNA, 837 nt
Organism: Podospora anserina S mat+
Lineage: Eukaryota; Fungi; Ascomycota; Sordariomycetes; Sordariales; Podosporaceae
Exons: 3
Coding region: 1-837 (278 amino acids)
Molecular function (GO): oxidoreductase activity
Source: RefSeq, a predicted model, not a curated record
AUGACCAGAGCAGACAAACUCGCCGGCAAGAAGAUUGCCGUCAUCGGUGGUUCAUCCGGCAUCGGCUACGGAGCAGCAGAGAUCCUCCUCUCCGCCGGCGCCCACAUAACCAUCAUAUCCUCCACCCAAGAAAAAGUCGACCGUGCCGUUUCCCAACUAUCAUCUACCGCUGGGGGCAACGUCCAAGGCAGAGUCGGCAACGUCCGCGACGAAGCCGCCUUCACUGAACUGCUUCUCUCCCUUGCCCCCCUGGAUCAUGUCAUCUUCUCCAGCGUCGAUAAAAUUAUCCGUGGUAGCCUGGCCGAAGCUAACCUCUCCGACGCGGCGGGGUUGUUCGGGGUGAAGUUUUGGGGGAGCUUUGUUGUCGCAAAGGCCAUCGCAAAACACGACAUCAUCCUCCCUGGCGGCUCACUCACCCUCACUUCUGGCGCUGCUGCUCUACGUCCUAAAAAGGGAGCGACGAUUGGGGGGGCGCUGAAUGGGGGGUUGAUUACCGCUACUAUUUCUCUUGCUGAUGAGCUUUCGGGGAAGAGGAUCAGGGUGAAUACUGUUGUCCCGGGGUUAGUCAAGACACCGCUUUUGGGGAAGUUGGGGAAUAGUGAGGAGCAGCAGAGGGAGAUUUAUGAGCAGGCGGCCGGGAGGUUGAGUGUGGGGUUUGUUGCUAGUCCGGAAGAUGUUGCGGAGGCGUAUCUUUAUGCUGUGAGGGCGGAUUAUGCUAAUGGGUCGACGAUUGUUAUUGGUGAGUUCCACUACCUAUUGAAUUGGUUUGAAAUGUCAGAGGGGGUUUCUAAUGGUUUUGUGAUACAGAUGGCGGUAGUUCUUUUUGAUUGGGGGUAG